This is a messenger RNA of Daucus carota subsp. sativus, 1604 nucleotides long. Its product is annotated as NAC domain-containing protein 100. The transcript has 3 exons. NCBI's taxonomy places the organism in Eukaryota, Viridiplantae, Streptophyta, Magnoliopsida, Apiales, Apiaceae. The coding region runs from base 327 to 1400 and encodes 357 amino acids. The record is from RefSeq and is a predicted model, not a curated record. Gene Ontology annotation, molecular function: DNA binding. Gene Ontology annotation, biological process: regulation of DNA-templated transcription.
AAACCUGAUUGUCCGUGAAAUAAAAUCACUCCUAGCUAGUUGCCUUUGGAGCCACGUUUCUCUUUCCUUUUCACAAACUCCUCUAUAUAGGGCCUUAUGUUUUUCUUCUCAACAUUUGCCAACUCUUUAAGCUACUUUCUUUCCUCUUCUAUGGCCUCUUUCUCUCCUUUUCUCUCCCUUUUUCACUCACCUGUCUCUAUUUAAGCCUAGCUAGCUCAAUUUUAUUCUUCAAGACUGUCUAGUUUGCUAUAAGUUCUUUUUUAAGGUAGGGAAAAAGGUGGUUUCUUGGUUUUUAUUGUGUAAGGAAGAAAGGGUUGGUGAUAAAGAUGGAGAAUUUUGGUGGUAAGGAAGAUGAGCAGGUGUUUCUGCCUCCGGGGUUUCGGUUUCAUCCGACUGAUGAAGAGCUGAUCACUCAUUAUUUGUCCAAGAAGGUUCUUGACAGUAACUUCUCAGCUACUGCUAUUGGAGAAGUUGAUAUGAACAAGAUUGAGCCUUGGGAUUUACCAAGGAGAGCAAAAAUGGGGGAAAAAGAGUGGUAUUUUUUCUGUGUGAGGGACAAGAAGUACCCAACUGGGCUGAGAACAAAUAGAGCUACUACUGCAGGGUACUGGAAAGCCACUGGCAAAGAUAAGGAGAUUUUUCGCGGAAAAUCUCUGGUUGGAAUGAAGAAAACUCUGGUUUUCUACAGAGGAAGAGCUCCAAAAGGCGAAAAAAGCAACUGGGUGAUUCAUGAAUAUAGGCUGGAGGGGAGAUUUUCCAUCCAUAAUUUACCUAAAACUGCAAAGAAUGAGUGGGUGAUUUGCAGGGUGUUCAAGAAAACAUCUGGAGGGAAAAAAAUUCACAUCUCUGGAUUAUUGAGUUCGAAUACUAUUGAUGAUGAAAUGAUUCCAGAUGUUAUGCCACAGCUUCUGGAUUCUUCGACUAGUGAUCGAUUAACUCCCAAUGUUACAGAGUCACUUCACGUGCCCUGCUUCUCCAAUGCUAUCGACAUUCAAUCAUCUCAGAAAGAUUUAUUCAGUUACUUCAACAACAAUCCGGGCUACCCCAUGUCCUCGAACACAUCUGAAUUUUUCCAGAGGUUUUCGCAUCCAAAUUUGUACCCUGGAGUCCAAUCCGCUCAAAUACCAGUGAAUUUUCAGUAUCCAAGUACCAUGGCCAUGCAAGACCAGUCGAUUUUAAGGGGCUUGUUUGAGAAUUACGGUUCAAAUACGCGACAAAACCUUAAAACCGAGAAGGAAAUGGUGAGUGUCUCUCAGGAAACAGGCUUAAGCACUGAAGUAAACACUGAAAUCUCCUCAGUUGUGUCGAAUCUCGACAUGGGAAGGAGGACAUUUGAUGAUCAACAAGCUCCAACAGCUUCAGUUGGAGCACUGGAAUAUGAUUGUCUUUGGAGCUAUUAAUCUGUUAUACCAGACGCAGAGAAGGAUAAUAAGCAUCUUCAGACAGAGCUAAAUAAGUAUCAACUGCAACAAUUAUUCUUAUUGUGUUAGAUUUAUUAUGUGAUUGUUAAAUGUAUAGAUUUAUCAACUCUAUGACCCCUAAAAUUACAUAUAUUGUAAUGAUGAAACUUGCUUGUAAUAUAUAUUAUAAGAUUUUCAUUUUAA